UUCGCAUUCAGGACUUCGCUGGCUUCAGUGCAACCAAUUAAACGCAGCAUCAUGAAGCUCAUGCUCGUGGCAGCCAGUCUGGUGGCUGUCUUGGCUCUCGCUCAUGCAGAGGACGCCAAGGCGGCAGAAAAGGAAGUGGCAGUAACCGAUAACAAGGCGGCAGCUGACGAAAAGAAACACGAAAAACGUGGACUCUUCAGUCUUGGCUAUGGUGGACACGGAGGCAGUUUCGGGGAAGGUUUCGGUGGAAGUUACGGUGGUAGCUACGGCGGUAGCUACGGCGGUGGUUACGGAAGCUACGGAGGUCACGAUGAGGUGCACAAGACUAUCACUGUUGUCAAAAAUGUAGCAGUUCCCUACCCAGUAGAGAAACACAUUCCCUACCCAGUUGAAAAGCACGUCCCAGUGCCCGUUAAGGUACCAGUUCCCCAGCCCUACCCUGUCGUCAAACACGUCCCUUACCCCGUAAAGGAGGUCGUGAAAGUGCCCGUGCAUGUACCACAACCCUACCCUGUUGAGAAAAAGGUCCCUUACCCUGUACAUGUUCCAGUCGACAGACCAGUUCCAGUCAAGGUAUACGUGCCCCAACCCUACCCCGUAGAAAAGGAAGUACAUGUGCCCGUCAAGGUACCAGUGCCCGCUCCUUACCCAGUUGAAAAGAAGGUACCUUAUCCCGUAAAGGUUCCCGUUCAUGUACCUGCUCCUUACCCAGUCUACAAAGAGGUCCAUGUACCCGUAAAGGUCCCUGUCGACAGACCCUACCCCGUACACAUCCCUAAGCCUGUGCCUUACCCAGUUGAGAAACCGGUGCCUUACCCAGUAGAAAAGCCCGUACCUUACCCCGUAAAGGUCCACGUUGACCGUCCAGUGCCCGUCCAUGUUGAGAAACCCGUGCCCUACCCCGUCAAAGUGCCCGUGCCAGCGCCUUACCCCGUUGAGAAGCACAUUCCCUACCCCGUCGAGAAACCCGUGCCUUUCCCCGUGAAAGUACCAGUAGACAGGCCUUACCCUGUCCACAUCGAGAAGCAUGUACCAGUCCACGUCGAGAAACCAGUGCCUUACCCCGUCAAGGUGCCAGUCCCGAUUAUCGUCAACCACGGUCACGAGUAUGGACAUCAUGGUAGCUACUAAUGGCUGCAGGAAGCAGACGCUGUAUUGUGAUAUAUAAUCUAAGAUUAGCAGAAAAUAGCGAUCGGGGGCCCUGGGUUGUAUUAUCAAACUGAAUAGUGGUGAUCACCAGAUCUCUGGAUAUUUCAUCCCAAGACCCACGAUCGCAUCGAACUAAUAUAACUCUUUUAUAAUUUUUUAUUUGUUAUUUUUUAUUUUUAUUUUGUGAACCUGAUCGACAAAUGUUGCGUUUUUAACUUUUGAGUACAUGUACCUGUUAUGAUAGAAUGAAAUGUUUCUUUAAAAAAAAUUAUCAUUAUAAGAAAUAAAUGCUUGGCACUGCCAAAAGAGUA
Messenger RNA from Melitaea cinxia (Glanville fritillary), 1460 nucleotides. It is a transcript of the gene CPG12, whose product is annotated as non-classical arabinogalactan protein 31-like. Bases 52 to 1131 code for a protein of 359 amino acids. Lineage: Eukaryota; Metazoa; Arthropoda; Insecta; Lepidoptera; Nymphalidae. The record is from RefSeq and is a predicted model, not a curated record. The transcript has 2 exons.